This is a messenger RNA of Symbiodinium necroappetens, 2829 nucleotides long. NCBI's taxonomy places the organism in Eukaryota, Dinophyceae, Suessiales, Symbiodiniaceae. The record is from the annotation of a GenBank genome assembly.
CAGGUCCAGAAGGAAUUGAGCGGCUUGAAAGUGAAGGUGGAGCGUCUGAAUCCCGAGCGAGUGGCAAACCAAAGCCGCCAGAAGUUUCUGGAGCAGAGGUUGGAGGAUAUGACUCACUCUGCCGAGCAAGACGGACGCAGGCAGAGCAAGCUCCAGGAUCAGCUGGAAAGUCUUCGUGUGGAGGAGGCGAAGUUGGAGGCUCGACAGGAGAGCCUGAACAUGGGCCUGGCGGAGCGCAAGGUAGCCUUCACAGCAGACCAGCUUGAGGAGUUCGAGCGUGUGAAGCGCGCCACUGAAAAGAUCACGGCGGCCAGUGGUGAUGAGUUGCGCCAGAUCGAGCACCAGGUUCGUGCGGUCCGUGCCGAGCGGAUUCAAGCAGAGGGCGACCAGAGGGACGCUCUUGCACGCAAGGGCCACUUGAAGCAGCGUGUCAUGGAGUUGAACGAGGCCGAGACGUCCGCGCAGGCUGCACUCGAUCGGGGCACAGUUCUGAAGGAUGACCGCCUCAGGGAGCUAACACAGCUGCGGAGCUCCAUCAGCAAUCGUGGUGAUGAGAAAGAUCAGCUGCAGCAGGAGAGGCAGCAGCUCAUCACUGUUAUUCAGGACUUCACAGCCACCGAACGUCAGCUCGAGAAGGACCGUGAGCUGUCGCAGGUGUGCACAAGCCUGGCAGAGGCCUGUCCGGGAGUUUGUGGCCGGGUUGUAGAUCUCUGCAAGCCCUCGCAAAAGCGCCUUCACGUCGCAGUGAAUGUGGCCCUAACGCGAUACCUGGAUGCGGUGAUCGUUGACAGCAGCGACACUGCGAAGGCUUGUGUUCGCUACCUCAAGGAGCGGAUGCUGCCUCCAAUGACCUUCUUGCCCAUGACGGAUCUUCGCGUUGCCGGCCUUGACCCGCGUCUGCAAAGUCUCGUCCACAGCCAGAAAGGACUGCGCCUUGCUCUCCAUUGCAUUGCCUUUGACGAGAAGUUUGCCAGAGCUUUCGAUUUCAUGCUGGGAGAUGUUGUUGUGGCCGACACCAUGGCCGACGGCCGGCGCCUUGCUUUCGACGAAGCCCGCAAGCUCGGGGUCACCUGCAAGGUUGUGACGCUGGCGGGCGAAGCCAUUGCCAAGAACGGCAACCUGUCGGUGAACUCUGAUGCGACCCAGGAAGGUGCGACGCGCUUUGACCUGACCGAAGUCGAGGCAACCCGGUCUCGGCUUGAAGUGAUCGACAAGCGACUCUUUGAGAUCCAUUCCUUGGAGGCCUCGGGUGGCUCCGAAAUGGCCACACUGGAGUUUGAUCUGCGCCGCGUCGAGGGAAAGGCGCAGGAGAUGGCCAUGCGUUUGCAGCGUUGCCAAGAAGAGUUGAAGCAGAAACGUGGGGAGCUCAGUGCCGUGGAGGCGUCGCUCAACACCGUGCAGCCUGAAGCUCAACGCUUGGCGGCUGAAGAGGCGCGCCUCCGUGAAGAGCAGCGGAGAGUCGAGGCGCGGGUUUCGGAGGCCGUAGCUGGACACUUUGCAAAUCUGAGCCGCGCUAUGGGCGUGGAGGAUGUGAGAAAGCUCGAGCGCGAGUGGCGGCGUGAGCAAGAAGCGGUUUCCUCGCAGAUGUCGGAGCUUGAGCGGCGCCAGCGCAACAUUAAGGCGGAGAUCUCCAUGCUCCAGCAGACCAUUGAGGAGCAAGCGACCAAGGACCCCCAGGAGCUCAUUGCGAAGUUUCGAAAAGAGGUCACCGAGCUGCGCGAGAAGGAAGUUGGUCUCCAACGCGAUUCCGAAAGACUGGAGUCACAGGUUGCUGCCUGUGAACAGCGCCUUGCACAAGGACAUGCUGCUGAACGAGACUGCGACAAGGAGUUGUCGGGACUUCGACAGCAGGGAAAGGAUUUACGUCAGCAGCUGAUGGCGCUUGAGAAGAAGGUUAGCGACUUGGGUUCAGAGCAACAGGGCUUGAUCAGCGCUCGGUCGACCAUUCUUCGGCAGAGCCAUGUAGAUGGAAUCGAGGUACCCUUACUGCGCGGGGGUCGCGAGGCCCUUCAGGAGUUGGUUGAGGAGAGCCAGCCCGUUGAUGCACCGACGCAGAACUCCCCACCGGGGGAAGCUGGACCUCUCGUGAUCGACUUCGCUCUGCUUCCGGAGGAGAAGCGCGCCGCUUCCAAGGGCCCUGCCGCGCAGAUGUUGGAGGACGAAUAUCGAAGCGAACUGGAGCGGCUGCGCCUGGAACUAGAGAGGCUGAGCCCCAAUCUGAAGGCACUUGGGCAGCUGCAAGGCGUCGCGGAAAACGUGCAGGCCGCGUCCCACGAAGCGGAUGUCGCGCGAAAGGGCAUCGAGGAGAUCGAAGGGAAGUUUGAGGCAGUGCGAAAGGCCCGCAAGGAGAAGUUCAUGGAGUGCUUUCAAAAAAUCUCAGCUGCCAUCGGUCCCGUGUACAGCCGUCUCACGGCGAACCACGGAGCUGAUGGUGGUUCCGCUUACCUGGAUUUGGAGGACACCGAAGAUCCCUUCAAUGGGGGCAUCAAGUUCACUGCGAUGCCCCCGGCAAAGCGCUUCCGCGACAUGCACCUCCUGUCAGGAGGUGAGAAGACCCUGGCCGCCAUGGCAUUGCUCUUCGCGGUGCAGGACUUCCAACGACCGCCAUUCAUGGUCCUCGAUGAGGUGGACGCAGCCCUCGAUGCCAACAAUGUGCGAGCUCUCUCUAGGUAUGUCGAACAGGCAGACUGCCAAACAAUCGUGAUUUCUUUGAAGGACCGAUUCUAUGUUCGGGCAGAUGCCUUGGUAGGCGUAUGGAAGAACAAGCCGCAGGAAACCUCCGCGAUCUUGACUUUAGACCUGCAGAAGUACCAAGAGUCAAUGCAGUGA